GCGUUGUUUACGUUGACUAUCAUAAAAAUGGAUGACUCCCUCACUCAUUCAGCAAAAAGACUUCGUGGAGAGGACGCUGGUGGUCUUGGUACAGUAGUUGCAAAACACUACAACAACAUUGAAGACAAAGGCUUGCAAGACAGAAGUAAAAGCCGUAUAUUUUUUAUGAGGAACUCUAACAAUUGGAUUAAAAGUUAUCUCAUAAAUUACUGCUUAGAACAGAUCAGAGAUCGUCAGGUUGAUGGGUAUCCUGUUUGUGUGCUUGAUCUGGGCUGUGGUAAAGGUGGUGAUCUUCUUAAGUGGCAGAAGGGAAAAAUUCACCAUCUUAUUGGUGCAGACAUUGCUGAGAUUUCCAUAAAGCAGUGCAGGGACAGAUAUGAGAUGACCAUGAAGAAAAACCGCACAGGAGGAUUUACAUCAGAAUUCAUAGUUGCAGAUUGUACUAAGGAAAGAAUCAAAACGCUCUUUGAGAACCCAGACAGGCGAGUGGAUCUAGUAUCGUGUCAGUUUGCCUUCCACUACUGUUUUGAGUCUCUUAAUCAAGCAGAAACUAUGCUACGUAAUGUAUCUGAAAAUCUGAGGAAAGGCGGAUACUUUGUUGUCACACUUCCCAAUGCAUAUGAAAUAAUGUCCAGAAUGACAUGCAGUGAUGGAAAUAGUAUUGGAAAUGAAGUUUAUCGAAUAGUGUUCCCAGAAGAUAGAUCAGAAACUCCACCACUCUUUGGUGACUGCUAUAACUUUUUCUUAGAGGGAGCUGUGGACUGCCCAGAAUUUCUUGUACAUCCUCCUACUCUUGAAAAAUUGGCAAAAAAGUGGGGUCUUGAGCAGCUAUGGAGUCGGGAUUUUGCUACUGUAUUUAAUGAUGCUUUAAAGGAUCAAGAAUGUCAGCAUUUGCUUUCUGUUAUGAAAGCUCUUGAGACUUUUCCCAGUAGUGAACAAGCUACAGAAACAGAAGGAGAAUAUUAUCAUGCACAGAAAUUCAUAGAUGACAAAGAAGAUAUUGCCCACGUGAGGACACUAUCAAAAUCCGAGUGGGAGGCAUUGUGUCUGUAUUGUGCAUGUAUCUUCAAAAAGGUCACCUGAAAUGCAACAAAAAUGUACUAAGUUUCAUACAGCAAAUAUCUAUUAAGGUUAAGUGAUCUUGUUAAAGUAUGUACCUAAGUUUCAUGAAAUAAAAUACAAUACUAUAUUUUUAAAAUAUAUUAUUAUAUUUUCUGUAAAUUACAUAUCCUUAUGUGCAUUAUUUUGGUGAUGCAGUCUCUACUAACUACAUUAUAGACAUCAUCUCACUUGCUUCAGGAAGGAGAAUUGGCAUCCACUCUGUUAUUGAACAGAUAUAAGUAGAACCUACCUACCUUCUCUUCUUAUGUUCUCCCUGAGUACAGGAACUAAUUACAUAAAAACAAGAAAAAGAUUACUAACUCACAAGAAAAAAUAAUUCAGGUUUCUUUUUCUCAUGUGAUUCACAUGGCUUGAUCACCCUAAGCUGCUUGCUUUACUGAAAACACUAAUUUCCUAGCUGAUAAUGGUUGACUUCAUCAGCUGCGACUACCACCCUUUCAACUGAUUUUUAUUCUGCAACAGCUCUGCCUUUACUAUCUCCCUCCAUCUCUUCUUUACCCUCUUCCAUUUAGUGCUGUACAACCCUUAUGGGUUUAGCACCUUCCAUGAUUUUUUUCUUCCCCUUUUUUUUUUAAACACACUGGCCAUUUCUUACCAAGGGAAAAAAGAAGAAAUGAAAGUUAGUUUCUUUUUACAGUUAGUAAUUUAUACAGAAGAGGUUACUGUUAUCCAUGCUCUUGGCAUUUUAGUUGCCUCUUACGACACGCAUGGCUUAUGGAGGAAAGAUUCUUCUCCACUUCCCCAUGGAGUUUCUAUGGACAUAAAAAUAAUUUGCCUAUAUGAGGCAGAUUUUUUUUGUAGCUGCAAUAUUACUUCCCUUCAAGGGAAAUUCUUGAUGUUGAUGAAGGGCUCUUGAUCCAGAAAGUUAAAAUUGGGCUCUCCUGUGGAUCAGUCCUGAUUACCUACUUAUCUGUUGCUGUAUGAUCUCUUCAGUAAAAAGCUUCCCAUAAAUAUAAAAAACAUUUUAUUUACUGUGUGAUCUGAGAAAGAUCUCCCAUAAGCCCAGGUCCCAUUAUGUAAGGGCAUUCACAAGGAAUAAUGCAUGGUAGUUAAAAAUUUUAAUGCAGUAAAAUUUAAAAAUAUGUACUGGUAUGUAUGUGUGCAUAUGUCUGUAUGCAUUGCUGUAUAAUUAUGCAUGAACACAUUAAUACAUGUAAGAAUGAUAAUUUGAACAACGCAUAAUGUGCGAGUGUGGUGAAAGUGUUGAAUGAUGAUGAAAGUAUUUUCUUUUUGGGGAUUUUCUUGAUUUUUUGGGUCACCCUGCCUCGGUGGGAGACGGCCGACUUGUUGAAAAAAAAAAAAAUGCGUACAACACCAGAAUUCUGCCAGCCA
Cherax quadricarinatus is the source of this 2454-nucleotide messenger RNA. Lineage: Eukaryota; Metazoa; Arthropoda; Malacostraca; Decapoda; Parastacidae. The record is from RefSeq and is a predicted model, not a curated record.